CAGGGACAUUAAAUCAAUAACAACUCACAGCUAAAUACGGAAAGAUAAAAACCGUCAAAAAUACAAAAGCACUCAGUAUGUUUUCAUACAAUGUGUAUCACAUAGUUCGUCCGAAAUAUCUGAUUAGAAUGAAUGAGGUCCACAACGAAAACUCACUGCUUUUGCCCAGGAUACAUGAGGAACCAUAUGGAAACAAUGAACGAGGCCAAAUUUUCUUAAUACCACAACGGUAUAUCCUGGGCAUAAUGGGAUUUUUGGCUGUGGUAAAUGCUUAUACCAUGAGGGUAACUCUUUCAGUGGCCAUUACCGAAAUGGUAGCACCCAUUAUACACAAUGCAUCUUACAAGGAUGAAACAUGCACAGCUGAACUGAACAUAAAUCACUCAACGCCAAUAGUGCAUAACAACAAUUUGUACCACUGGACGAGCACCCAGCAAGGUUUAAUAUUGAGUUCCUUCUACUGGGGUUAUGUUAUAACGCAUAUACCAGGUGGAAUAAUAGCGGAAAAAUUCGGUGGAAAAUAUGCACUGGGUCUUGGUAUAUUAUGCACAGCCAUCUUUACUUUUCUGACGCCUUUAGUAAUUUAUCUUACCGAUGGAAAUUGGAUUUGGCUUGUUGCAGUGAGAGUUAUAGAAGGAUUGGGAGAAGGUACCACUUUCCCUGCUCUAACCACCCUACUUGCUAGCUGGGUACCAUUGAGCGAAAGAUCUAAAAUAGGUACGCUAGUGUACGCUGGAAGUCAAAUAGGAACUGUUGUUGGAAACUCUGUAUCAGGGGCUUUAAUAGCCUCAACGAACGACUGGGCUUCCGUUUUCUAUCUUUUUGGUGCCAUCAGUAUUAUAUGGGUGGUUUUAUGGUUCUUACUGUGUUAUUCGGACCCAGAAUCCCACCCAUUUAUAACAGAGGAAGAAAAGAAAUAUCUCAGUGAAGAAAUAGUAAACAUAUCCAGUGACAAAAAAGUAAUCCCUUGGAAGUCAAUAUUGACCUCAACACCCAUAUGGGCUUUAGUUUUAGCCCAAAUCGGUCACGAUUGGGGAUUUUUUACGAUGGUUACAGACUUGCCCAAGUACAUGAAGGACGUUCUGCAUUUCAACGUUAAAGAAAACGGUGUAUGGUCAUCUGUACCUUACAUUUUCAUGUGGAUCGUGUCCAUGAGUUCUGGAUGGCUGUGUGAUUUUUUGAUUGCAAAAGGAUGCAUGGGUCUUACAUUUGCAAGAAAAUUCUUUACAACAAUUGCAUCUAUGGGUCCAGCUCUUUUUAUCAUCCUCGCUUCUUACUCUGGAUGCGAUAGAUCGCUCGCUGUUACCAUGUUUACCUUGGCAAUGGGUUGUAUGGGUACAUUCUACUGUGGUAUGAAGGUAAACGCUCUGGAUUUAUCUCCAAACUAUGCUGGUGCUAUUAUGGCCAUAGUAAAUGGUAUUGGAGGUUUGACUGGAAUUAUAGUACCAUAUCUAGUUGGUGCUUUGACAGAAAACCACUCUUUGUUGGAAUGGAGAUUGGUAUUUUGGAUUACCUUUGGAGUAUUGUUCGCUUCCAACCUCGGUUUCAUCCUCUUUGGUAGCGGUGAGGUGCAAGCUUGGAACAAUUUGGAAGAAUCUGAAGAAUCUAAAAAAGGAGAUGUAGAACGACAAAAACAAAACGGCGAAAAAUGUUGAACAAAAAAUUUAAAUUAACUGCCAAAUAUGAUUUAACUUAAUUUAAUUAUUAUCCUAAAGACUGAACAAACAGUUUUUAUAUUGACCAAGUGAUAUGAUUUUUCUCAAAUAUUACUUAAAACAGUGAUAUUAUACUAUCUAGUGUAUAAGCUAGAUAUCAGUAGUUGUAAAUAGUAUUAUUUCUUUAUUAUAUUGUGUUUUUACAAUAUUUUAUUUAUUAUUAUGUAGCAUAAUAUUGAAAUAUAA
Messenger RNA from Brassicogethes aeneus, 1901 nucleotides. The record is from the annotation of a GenBank genome assembly. Lineage: Eukaryota; Metazoa; Arthropoda; Insecta; Coleoptera; Nitidulidae.